Molecule: messenger RNA, 1209 nt
Organism: Sphaeramia orbicularis (orbiculate cardinalfish)
Lineage: Eukaryota; Metazoa; Chordata; Actinopteri; Kurtiformes; Apogonidae
Product: rho-related GTP-binding protein RhoE-like
Exons: 5
Coding region: 209-883 (224 amino acids)
Biological process (GO): small GTPase-mediated signal transduction
Molecular function (GO): GTPase activity; GTP binding
Source: RefSeq, a predicted model, not a curated record
UUCCAGCAUGAGAGAGAGCUGAGCAGAAGGGAGUGGGCCCGGGUUCAGGACUGGAUCCACACAAGUCUGGAUGAAGCUCUGGAGGGACCGACCCCCGACUCUGGCCGACUUUUACGCACGGAUCUGCGCAUCUGACGGAACCGGACAAACUGGAUCGGACUUCCAGGAAUUUACAGUUCUUCACUAAACUGGACCGAGUGGUGUCAGAAUGGAAUCAGACAGGAAUGUCAAAUGUAAAAUAGUGGCUGUGGGGGACAGCCAGUGUGGGAAAACUGCCCUGCUCAAUGUGUUCGCCAAAGACUGUUUCCCUGAGGGGUACAUGCCCACGGUGUUCGAGAACUACACGGCCACCUUCGACCUGGACAUGCAGAGGGUGGAGCUGCGGCUGUGGGACACUUCAGGUUCCCCUUAUUAUGACAACGUCAGGCCUCUGUCCUACCCUGACGCUGAUGCCGUCCUCAUCUGCUUCGACAUCAGCAGACCAGACACACUAGACAGCGUUUUAAAGAAGUGGCAAGGAGAGAUUGAAGAGUUUUGUCCCAACACCAAGUUGCUGCUGGUGGGCUGUAAGUCGGACCUGCGCACAGACCUGUUCACCCGCUCCUUCAACAGACAGGCUCCUGUAUCAUAUGACCAGGGCUCCAACGUAGCCAAACAGCUGAGUGCACCGUACCUGGAGUGUUCAUCCCUUCAAUCUGAAAACAGCGUCAGAGACAUUUUCCACGUGGCUACGCUGGCCUGCGUCAACAAGAACAAGAAGAGCAUGAAGAGGAGGAAGUCAUCCAGAUCCACCAAGAGGACAUCCCACAGAGGAGGAGACCUGCCCACUGUGGCCACGACACACUAUCAGCAGACCAAAGCCAAAAGCUGCGUGGUCAUGUAGACACACACCACACACUGGUAUGGACAGAAACUGGAAUGUUCCACCAACCCCCCCCCCCCCCCCCCCCCCCCCGGAAACAAGGAUGAGAAAACUGUUUGUUGAAAAAUCUAGAUCAGCUUCAGUACUCGUUGUGGAGAACUGUCAUCUCUGUGAUUCUAAACUGUUGGUGGUGACGACACCCUAACCCCCCCCACACACACACACACACACACACACCCCUUGAUCCAAGACUGACUUGUCUCCUUUAGAGACAUCAUGUCGCAUCUCCACCGUCCAGUCUUAGCUUAACCAACACUAACUAGACUCAGGAGGUCAAGCAUCCAGUG